Prunus armeniaca (apricot) is the source of this 669-nucleotide messenger RNA. The record is from the annotation of a GenBank genome assembly. Lineage: Eukaryota; Viridiplantae; Streptophyta; Magnoliopsida; Rosales; Rosaceae.
AUGCACAUUGAGAAGAAUGUUUGCGAUAGUAUCAUUGGUACAUUGCUGGAGAUCCCUGGAAAAAAUAAAGAUGGGAUUGCUGCUCGAUUAGAUUUAUUGAACAUGGGGGUCAAAACUGAUUUGCAACCCGAGUAUGGAGAAAGACGUACUCGUUUGCCUCCCGGGCCUUGGAAUUUGUCAAGAGCAGAGAAGAGAGAGGUUUGCAAUUCUUUCUAUGGUAUGAAGGUCCCUGAAGGUUAUUCUUCAAAUAUAAAAAAUCUUGUAUCUUUACAAGAUUCAAGACUUCUUGGCCUUAAAUCACAUGAUUGUCAUACCUUAAUGCAACAAUUUGCUCCCUGUGGCAAUUCGUUCUGUUUUGGAGAAGCCUGCAAGUUGGAGUGCCUUCAAGCCAAAAAGAUGGGAGUUUCAAAGCCAUUAUCAGGUUGCACAGUGAGCGUAGUUGAUCGGGACCUGUUGAACCAAGCACAUCUAUAUGUCUUGGAGAAUACGGAGGAAGUCCUACCUUAUAUCGAGCAACAUAUGAUCCACAUCCAGACCGCUUAUCCAAAAUUUAGAAAGAGAACAAAGUGGCUGCAGGAUAAGCACAAUAGCACUUUCAUUCAAUGGUACGCUUCAAGGUUCAAAGUGAACUUAAUGAGGAAGACAAUCAUGGCGUAUCAGAAAAUUUAA